Messenger RNA from Rotaria sp. Silwood2, 1968 nucleotides. The record is from the annotation of a GenBank genome assembly. NCBI's taxonomy places the organism in Eukaryota, Metazoa, Rotifera, Eurotatoria, Philodinida, Philodinidae.
AUGACACAAAGAAUCGGAAAAGAAAAUUUAAAUGAAUGUGACAACGAUAAUAUGAGUAGUGAAAAUAAUAAUCUACUUCCAUCUAUCACGGAACAUGUAGUACAGCGUCCACCAAGACCACCUGAAUCAGCAAUGGGACCAUACUUUCAGUUUAUCACAACAGAUUUAGAAAACAUGCUAUGGAUUGGAAGUGUUUUAAUAUUUCGACAUGUUUCAUACGAGCAACCAACAAUUGAAUUUACUGCAAAGGUCAAAGUUGAUUACGAUUUGGAAAUUCUAUAUGAGGAUUUAUUCGAUAUGCGAGCUUAUCGAAUAAAUCUCAAUAUUGAAUUACCUAAAGGAAAUGCUGAUGAAAAAAUUAAUUGGAUAAUUAAUUGGGGUGAUUAUUCAACAAAUGGUCAAUUUCAUAUUGCUCAAUAUGAUCAAAAAUGGCGUGGUGCAUUUUUUUCCUGUAAUGGUUUUGAUGCUACUGUUUCGAAAGAAAUUGCAUUAGGGCUCACUUACGAUACUGUUUGGAAUCAUCUUCUUUCUUGUCAUGAACAAAAUCCAUUUCAUCUUUUAGUUUGGGGUGGUGAUCAAAAUUACAAUGAUUUUGUUAUUGACGAUGUUCCAUUCCUUCAAGAUUGGUCAAAAUUAGAAUGGGAUAAAAAAUGGACACAUCAAUUUCCAGAUGAAUCAAAACACGAAGUUGAACAAUAUUAUUUCAAUAAUUAUGCUGAACAUUGGGGACGUCGACCGGAAAUGAAAAAAGCAUUAGAAUCAAUUCCAAGUGUAAUGAUGUGGGAUGAUCAUGACAUUUAUGACGGUGCUGGAUCAUAUCCUUCAAUAAUUCUCAAUUGCCCAAUUAUGUUAGGAUUAUUGGAAAUAGCUCAAAAAAUGCGACUUCUUUUUCAACAUCAUACUACACCAGAGAAAGCACGAAAACAUCGAUUAUUUGGCUAUCAAGGUCAUAAUUUUCUUGCUCAAUGUGGCCCCAAUUUAGCACUGUUAGGUGCCGAUGGUCGUACUGAACGCGAUGAUAAAACAGUACAACAUGAGAAAACAUGGGAUUUAAUCUUCGAAAAAUUGGAUAGUGAUCUAGAAAAUGUCAAGCAUUUGAUUGUUCUAUUUGCUGUUCCAUUUACCUUUGCACGUUUUAAAAUGGCCGAAUCUAUUCUUGAAGCAUGGAAAAAAAUAUCUAUGAGAUGGCGAAAUAUUCCGUUUAGUGAACACACAAAUUCAGUUUUUGGUUUGCCUGAAAUCUAUGAUGAUCUCGUCGAUGAAUGGACACAUGAAUUACAUAUUGAUGAACGAAAUCGUGUCCUUUCUCGUUUUCAAGAAAUUGCUCAAAAGAAAAGAAUAAGAAUAACAUUUUUCAGUGGUGAUGUUCAUUGUUGUGGUGUCGGUCGAUUUAAAACUCGAGAAAAAAAUGAUCUAUCAGAUAUUAAUGAUUCAAAAUUAAUGUAUCAAAUAAUUUCAUCUGCUAUUGUUAAUAGACCACCACCAACAAUAGUUAUUCGUGUUGCUCAUUUUUUUACUGCUACAUGGUAUCCAAUCGCUGAUACUGAAGAAAGAUUUCUUGACUUUUUUACACGAGCACCAGAAAAUGGAGCAAGAUUAUUUCUUAAAAAAUUGCUUCCAAAUCGAAAUUGGUGCUAUUUUGAACAGUGUACAACAAUGGAUUCGACUCUCACUCAUAGUAUUAUUCAAACUGGUUUUCUUGAACGUUUUUUUUGGCCAAUCAUACAUUUCCUUCUAUUAUUAAUUGGUUUGGGUUGGAUUUCUGAAUGGUUAGAUCGAAAAACCACACUGCCAGUAGUACAUCGAUGUCAAAAAGAAUCAUCAUCAUUAUCUCAUUCGACUAGUGAAUUAGAAGAAGAAGAAGAAACAAAUAAUUUAAAAAUUCAAUUUUGGUUGGAAAAUAAUGAGAAAAAGAAACGUGGACCACGUUUUGCAAGUUAUGAACUAUUUAUUCCCAGUUUGAAAUGA